Chroicocephalus ridibundus (black-headed gull) is the source of this 607-nucleotide messenger RNA. RefSeq names its product prefoldin subunit 1 (gene PFDN1). Gene Ontology annotation, biological process: protein folding. Lineage: Eukaryota; Metazoa; Chordata; Aves; Charadriiformes; Laridae. Bases 103 to 471 code for a protein of 122 amino acids. The record is from RefSeq and is a predicted model, not a curated record. Gene Ontology annotation, molecular function: protein folding chaperone. The transcript has 4 exons. Gene Ontology annotation, cellular component: cytoplasm; prefoldin complex.
GGCCCGCCCUGCCGCCCCCGACCCGCUGAGGCGGCCCCGCGCGUGCGCAGCAGGACGCCGUGCCAGCACCUCCCCCCCGCGCAGGCGCCCUGCGGAGACAAGAUGGCGGCGCCCGUGGACUUGGAGCUGAAGAAGGCCUUCACCGAGCUGCAGGCCAAGGUGAUAGACACACAGCAAAAGGUGAAGCUGGCCGACAUCCAGAUCGAGCAGCUGAGCAAGACGAAGAAGCACGCCCACCUCACCGACACGGAGGUCAUGAUGUUGGUGGACGAGACCCGCAUGUACGAGGGCGUGGGGAGGAUGUUCAUUCUUCAGUCUAAAGGAGUGAUUCAUAAUCAGCUCUUAGAAAAACAGAGAAUAGCCGAAGAGAAAAUUAAGGAAUUAGAGCAGAAGAAGUCGUACCUGGAGCGGAGCGUGAAGGAAGCAGAAGAUAACAUCCGGGAAAUGCUGAUGGCCCGAAGGGCGCAGUAGCCGUGUGGGUCCCCCUGGCCUCCCGUGACACCUUCUGGGUGGUUUUGGGCAGCUCUGCCUGUGUGCUGCUCGCCGCUGCCCUGCCGCGCGACCUCCGUUCUCUGCCAGUUUCAAUAAAAUUCGCUGCGAAGCCUGA